Messenger RNA from Pediculus humanus corporis (human body louse), 1110 nucleotides. RefSeq names its product glutamine synthetase 1, putative. The coding region runs from base 1 to 1110 and encodes 369 amino acids. Lineage: Eukaryota; Metazoa; Arthropoda; Insecta; Psocodea; Pediculidae. Gene Ontology annotation, molecular function: glutamine synthetase activity. The transcript has a single exon. Gene Ontology annotation, cellular component: cytoplasm. The record is from RefSeq and is a predicted model, not a curated record.
AUGAAAUCAUGUUUAGAACAAUCACCCAAUUGGAAAAUGAACAAAGCUGUUUUGCAAAAAUUUUUAAAUCUCGAACAACCGAGCGAUAAAAGUAUAAUAUCGUAUAUAUGGAUCGAUGGAACUGGAGAACAUUUGAGAAUGAAAGACAAAGUCGUACACAGCGUACCGAAAAAAGCAGAAGAUUUAUCGACUUGGAGUUACGACGGAAGUUCGACAUUCCAAGCCGACGGUCACAAUUCUGAUACUUACAUGGUUCCGAGAGCUUUGUACAAGGAUCCUUUUCGACCGGGACCACAUUUUCUAGUUUUGUGCGAUACUUACAAACACGAUAAAACUCCAACGGCAACAAAUAACAGAGCGAAAGCUUUGGAUGCGUUGACAAAAGCUGAAAAAUAUAAAUGCUGGUUCGGAAUCGAACAAGAAUACACUUUGUUAGACAUGGACGGUUAUCCUUUUGGAUGGCCUAAAAACGGUUAUCCUGGCCCACAGGGUCCGUAUUACUGCGGUGUGGGUGCCAAUCGAGUUUACGGACGAGAUAUCGUUGAAGCACAUUACAUAGCUUGCCUGUACGCUGGAAUUCCGAUCGCUGGAACGAAUGCCGAAGUCAUGCCGGCUCAAUGGGAAUUUCAAUGCGAACCGACUCCGGGUAUAAAAGCCGCAGAUGAUUUAUGGGUCGCCAGAUAUCUUUUGCAUCGCGUCGCCGAAGAAUUUGGAGUUGUCGUAACACUAGAUCCCAAACCCAUGCAAGGACAAUGGAACGGAGCUGGAGCACACACGAAUUUUUCAACGGAACCCAUGAGACAAGACGGAGGAAUGAAACACAUCGAAGAAGCCAUUGAAAAACUAUCGAAAAGACACAAGGAACACAUAGCCGCCUACGAUCCAUCCGGUGGAAAAGACAACGAAAGAAGACUGACUGGAAAAUUGGAAACGUCAUCAAUUCACGACUUUUCUUCAUCUGUUGCUCAUCGAGGAUGCAGCAUUCGUAUUCCAAGAGGUGUAGCUGAUGCGGGAAAAGGAUGGUUGGAAGAUAGAAGACCAUCAUCUAACAUGGAUCCUUACUCGGUGUGCGACAUCUUGGUCAGGACUAUCUGUUUGGAUGAAAAAUAA